Messenger RNA from Adineta steineri, 695 nucleotides. Lineage: Eukaryota; Metazoa; Rotifera; Eurotatoria; Adinetida; Adinetidae. The record is from the annotation of a GenBank genome assembly.
AUGACGUUUGCUGAAUUGUAUCGACAAGGUAUAACAAGUAUGGAAUUACUUAAAUGGUCAGUACCAGUUGACAUGAUCGAACGAUAUGAAAAAAUUGGUCAAAAUUCGACUGAAAUAUUUUACAAUUGUUCGUUACCAUGGUUUGGUUCAACAUGCCAGUACAGAUAUGAGUCUGCUGUUGUAUUACCUUCAUUUAAUAAAAUUCUUCAAUUCCAUAAUGAUAUUAGUAGUAUACCUGAUGUAUACGUCUAUUCGAAUACAUGUUAUCCAUUUUUACCUGACUGUUACCGUGGUCCAUCACCGAUGUGUCUUGAUUGGCAUGAAAUUUGUGACGGAUAUUUUGAUUGUCUCAAUGGAGAAGAUGAGCAAUUAUGCGACAUAUUAGAAGUAAAUGAAUGUUUUGAAGAUGAAUUUCGUUGUCACUUUGGUAGCCAGUGUAUUUCGUCCGCAUUUGUUCGUGAUGGAAAUGCAAGUACUGAUUGUCUUGAUGGUUCAGACGAAGUCUAUCGAGUAAAGUACUCCAGAUACGAAACUGACUAUCUAUGUACACGUGUAUCAACAUUUCAAUGUGAAGAACUCCGUGAUCGGCGUUCACUUGUGUUAUUUCCAUGUCCUAUGUUUAUUAGUGCCUCCCUUUCGACAGAAACUACGGCAAGCACUACUGGCCUUUGCGCUAAUAAUCGAUAUUAUUAUAU